Messenger RNA from Manacus vitellinus (golden-collared manakin), 1799 nucleotides. It is a transcript of the gene HMGCLL1, whose product is annotated as 3-hydroxymethyl-3-methylglutaryl-CoA lyase like 1. The record is from RefSeq and is a predicted model, not a curated record. Gene Ontology annotation, molecular function: hydroxymethylglutaryl-CoA lyase activity. Lineage: Eukaryota; Metazoa; Chordata; Aves; Passeriformes; Pipridae. The transcript has 10 exons. Gene Ontology annotation, cellular component: endoplasmic reticulum; cytosol. Gene Ontology annotation, biological process: ketone body biosynthetic process; L-leucine catabolic process. Bases 459 to 1196 code for a protein of 245 amino acids.
CUCCCCCAGGCCGUGCCCGGUCCGUGUUUCAGCGCACGGCCGGUGUUGCACCAUCUUCCAGGCGGUGCAAACUCAAGUGGGUGUCGCUGGUGGCGCUGGGGCAGCAAUGAGGCAGCGGUAAAGAAACCUACCCAGCAGCGUCCUCGCCACCUGAUACAGAAAGAUGUCUUCAUCAGCAAACAUCAGAAUUGGAUGUUUAUCAUCCCUGUGCACAAUGAUGUGAGUGUAAGCUGCACAGUGCACUGAGCCCAUUGACACUAAUUAAAUCCAGAGAACCUCAAGCAUCUGGACUGCCUGAGUACAUAAAGAUUGUAGAAGUUGGACCAAGGGAUGGAUUACAAAAUGAAAAGGUGAUAGUCCCAACUGAUAUAAAAAUUGAGUUAAUCAACCGGCUUUCCAAAACAGGCCUGCCUGUAGUAGAAGUGACCAGUUUUGUUUCAUCCAAAUGGGUGCCUCAGAUGGCAGAUCACAAAGAAGUAAUGAGGGGCAUUGAGCGGCAUCCUGGAGUCCAGUAUCCGGUUCUCACGCCUAAUCUUCAAGGUUUUCACACUGCUAUUGCAGCAGGAGCUACAGAAGUCUCAGUAUUUGGCGCAGCAUCUGAAUCUUUUAGCAAAAUGAAUAUUAAUUGUUCAAUUGAAGAAAGCAUAGAAAAGUUUGAAGAAGUUGCUAAAUCUGCAAGGAAUAUGAAUAUUCCAGUGCGUGGGUAUGUGUCGUGUGCGCUGGGAUGCCCAUAUGAAGGAAAUAUCACACCAGCUAAAGUGGCAGAAGUAUCUAAGCGCCUGUACAGUAUGGGCUGUUAUGAAAUCUCUCUGGGAGAUACAAUUGGUGUGGGGACUCCUGGAAGUAUGAAAAAAAUGUUGGAAGCUGUUAUGAAAGAAAUUCCUCUGAGCGCUCUUGCUGUUCACUGUCAUGACACGUAUGGGCAGGCAUUAGCCAAUAUCCUCACAGCCAUACAGAUGGGAGUUUCUGUAGUGGAUUCAUCUGUUUCAGGACUUGGUGGUUGUCCCUAUGCAAAAGGUGCUACUGGAAAUGUAGCCACAGAGGAUGUGAUAUACAUGCUUAAUGGUCUGGGAAUCAAUACAGGAGUAAAUCUUUAUGCAGUGAUGGAAGCUGGAAAUUUCAUCUGCACAGCUUUGAACAAGAAAACAAACUCAAAGGUUGCACAAGCUUCCUUCAAUACUGGGACUGUCAAUUAAAUGGAUUUUUUUUUUUGCAGCUUGAUCACAUUUUUCAUCUACCUUGACCAAGGACAUUUGUAUCAGGAAAGCAAACAUAAGAAAACCACUUCAGCAAAGAAGCAAAAUAGAAUAUAUAAUUUUUUAAUUAUGGGAAGAAUUAUUGUACUGUACUGUCUUGUUAAGAAUUGUCUGAUUUGUAAGUAAGAAAUAAAUGAUUGUAGUAGAGAACCACAUGCUUGGUUCUUCUACAGAGGAAAAGAAAUGAAUUUUUAGUUCUUUUCAGGAAAACUGGAUAGAAACAGUGAAUACAUAGUUAAUUUUUAAUCAAGAUGACUUUCAGAACAGUACAAAUAUCUGCAGUAGUUUAUGAGAUCCCAUGCUGUGUGUGGCCAUUCUAUUGUGUUUUAUUUAUCUGAAUCUUUACUUUUCAUCUGUCAAGUUACUUGUGUUAUGAACAUGGAGACAAAUCUGAAUUCACCAUAAGAAUUUUUUAGCAAUAGAACUUUUUUUAAUUUUGUUUUGUUUAACAUCUGUGAAAUUAUAGAUAACUUUAGUUUGUUCCAAGACAUUGUGGUGAGUGACAGUCUGCCAGAUCCUUCAAAUAUAAUGCAAAUUUCCUUA